This is a messenger RNA of Necator americanus (New World hookworm), 363 nucleotides long. RefSeq lists its product as uncharacterized. NCBI's taxonomy places the organism in Eukaryota, Metazoa, Nematoda, Chromadorea, Rhabditida, Ancylostomatidae. The transcript has a single exon. The record is from RefSeq and is a predicted model, not a curated record. Bases 1 to 363 code for a protein of 120 amino acids. Gene Ontology annotation, molecular function: nucleic acid binding.
AUGCCGGAUCCUUUCGUGAAAGGUGAAAUCCAUGAGAAGAAGGUCAUGUUGAGCGUCUGGUGGGGAGUUCACGGAAUCUACCGUUUCGAACUGCUGCCGGACAACACGACAGUUACUGCCGAGGUCUACUCCGCUCAACUGCAAAGACUGGCCGACAAGAUCCGCAAGGAGCACCCGAAGCUCGACAACGUUCGCCUGCUGCACGAUAACCCUCACAUCGCGAAGAAGACUUCAAUCCCAGAAAAUUCUGGAACUCGGAUGGGAAGUUUUACCACACCCGUCGUACAGCCGGGGCCUGGCCCCGAGCGACUACCACCUCUUCCGAUCGCUUCAGCAUCACCUGGAAGAGAAGCGCUACGAUGA